Molecule: messenger RNA, 2433 nt
Organism: Rana temporaria (common frog)
Lineage: Eukaryota; Metazoa; Chordata; Amphibia; Anura; Ranidae
Gene: OXTR
Product: oxytocin receptor
Exons: 2
Coding region: 536-1687 (383 amino acids)
Biological process (GO): maternal process involved in parturition; female pregnancy; G protein-coupled receptor signaling pathway
Cellular component (GO): membrane
Molecular function (GO): peptide binding; vasopressin receptor activity; oxytocin receptor activity
Source: RefSeq, a predicted model, not a curated record
AGAGAGUGGUGUGGCUGCUGGGGGACUGUCUCCUCCUCACUCUCUGCUGCUCUGCCAGCCUGAGUGCACCUUCCCCAGCAGGUUCUGGUGCUGCCCUCUGCUGAGUCCUGGGCAUGAAUGGGGGGGCUGUCACAGGGAUGAGGAAUGUCUAAUCCAUCUGAGGCUGGGGACUCCAGGCACUAUUCCCUCCCCUCUCGUAUUACAGGCACUCUGAAACUUGGAGUUCAUCAUUGCACAAGCUGGAACAUUGCACGGGAGACACGAGCUUGUCCUUGAUGUGGAUUAUUAUUGGGAGGUCUGCCCCUGGACUGGGCACCUCGACUUGCAAUUUUUGGGAUUAUUAUCACCAGCAAGAGACAUACUUUUUGGAUUUAGGAAGGUUUGCGUCUCCAAGUUUCCCCCCCGGAAAAGAGAGAGGAGCUGUCACAGAAACUCGCAACAGCUUUGGGCUCCUUAGCCAGCUGCCUACGGCAACCUUCUACCUUGGGGCUCCAUGAGGGAGAGAUAGUAUAGAGGACCUUUUUACAGCAGGAUCAUGGAGGGCUUUGACAGCGACUGUAUGAAUAGCUCCUGGGGGAACUCCAGCCUGGAGAGCAGGAACCAGAGUGCCAACUUCACCAGGGACCCUCUGAAGAGGAACGAGCAGGUGGCCAAGGUGGAGGUGGCGGUACUGGCCCUCAUCCUGAUCUUGGCCCUGGUGGGAAAUGUUUGCGUUUUGAUAGCGAUUCACAUCAACAGGCACAAGCAUUCCCGCAUGUACUUCUUCAUGAAGCACCUGAGCAUUGCGGACCUGGUGGUGGCCCUUUUCCAGGUUCUCCCCCAGCUCAUCUGGGACAUCACCUUCAGGUUCUACGCCCCGGACAUCAUGUGCCGAUUGGUCAAAUAUCUGCAGGUGGUGGGGAUGUUCGCUUCGACCUACAUGCUCCUCCUGAUGUCCCUGGACAGGUGUCUGGCCAUCUGCCAGCCCCUGAGGUCCCUACACAGAAGAUCGGAUUGUGUCUACGUCCUGCUCACCUGGAUCCUCAGCUUCCUCCUGAGCAUCCCUCAGAUCGUCAUCUUCUCCCUCACCUCGGUGGGCAACGGGGUCCACGACUGCUUGGCCGACUUCAUCCAACCCUGGGGGCUCAAGGCUUAUAUCACCUGGAUCACCUUGUCCGUCUACAUCGUCCCCGUCCUGAUCCUCAGCGUCUGCUAUGGGCUCAUCAGCUUCAAGAUCUGGCAGAACAUUCGCCUCAAGACGGUCUGUGAGAGCAACCUGAGGCUGAGCAGCAAAAGGGCCACCCUGUCCCGGGUCAGCAGCGUCCGGCUCAUCUCCAAGGCCAAAAUCCGGACUGUCAAGAUGACCUUUAUCAUAGUGCUGGCCUAUAUCAUAUGCUGGACCCCUUUCUUUUAUGUCCAGAUGUGGUCGGUCUGGGACCCCGAAGCACCCAAAGAAGCCUCCUUGUUCAUCAUCGCCAUGCUCCUGGGGAGCCUGAACAGCUGCUGCAACCCCUGGAUCUACAUGCUGUUCACCGGACACCUUUUCCACGACCUCUUGCAGCGCUUCCUCUGCUGCUCGGCGCGGUACCUGAAGUCCAAGCAGCAGAGCAGCGACCUGAGCGCCAGCAGGAAGAGCAACUCCUCAACGUUCGUCUUGAGUCGGAAGAGCUCCAGCCAAAAGAGCAUCACUCAGCCAUCGACAUUGUGACCCCCCCCCACCACCCCCCUUUGUACUGGGUUGGGUUUUCCAGGUGGUGCCGAUGGUGGACACAAAAGAGGACAAAGCCUUGGGGACACUAGAUUAUCUUCCUUGCUGUGGAGUUGAUGAUGACCCCAAUCUUGGGAGAGGCAAGACGGGAGACUUAAAGAGUAGAACAUACGGAGAAGUGCACCUUCUGGAUGAACAGUACAUGUGACUGUUAUGUGGCUUCUUUUUUUUUUAUGUUUCAGUCAAUUGCCAGCAGUUUGCAGUCUUAAGGAUGUUUCUCCUUUUAUACAUAUCAGGAGACCUCUGAAACUCAAGGAAGCCAUGGGCGACUGGAGAGGGAACACAAGGCAUCCAGGUGUUAUUAGAAAGUAUUCCGGUCUCCCUUUAGAUGUGCAUGGACCUUGGUAAUUCCUGUUGCCCAUUGGUAAAAGCUGCUAGAUGUUCAUGGUUUCCAGGCUUUGGAGAUCUAAAGGGUCCCAGAAUGCUAACAAGCAGUGGUGGAACUACCAGGGUCACAAGGGUUGCACUCAUGACUGGGCCCUGGCAUUCCGCCACCAUGGGGGGGAGGCCCAAGACAGCAGGAAGGGGACCUCUGCAGGACAUGUGAAGGGACUGUAAGGCUCAGUUUAAAAAAGAUAAGAGUUUGGUGCAGAAUUACAACUACAUUUAUGUGGAAAAAUAUUUAUUUAUAAAAGUAAAAAAAUUACAGAAUUUAAAAACAUCCAUCCAAUUACACAAUACAGUUA